AGCAUAAUAUUGCAAUAAUCAGAGGUUCAUUAAAAUUUUGCUUUCACUACUUAUGCAUGAGAGCUGUGCAUGUGUUGAAGCCACUCAAGACCUCAGCACUAUAAAUAGUGCUCUAUUGUUAGUGGAUAAAAGAUGAAACCAGUCUCCAGUCACUGGAGCACAGCAUGCCCUAUUAAAUGUUAAGCUCUGCCUGUGCUAAAAGUGAAAGGCAACAUGAACCUAUAAACUAGUCUGCGGGUAAGGCAUAUGACUGGGAAGAGUUUGCUGUGACUCUACAGCUUCCCCAAAGCGACAGGAUCAGCAACUUACCUUUCUGCCUCUGCGAUGGCAGAAGCUGUUAUAAGACACUGGGUGGAAACUCCUGUACGCUACCAAGAGCAGUUUGCUGUCCAAGAGCUGGAAGGACACAAACUGGACCACUCUUUAUAUGCUUUGCCAGGUCCUUCUACAGCUGCAUGGAGCAACAGAAGGUGUACUGCAGAAAGUACAGCUGAGGCUGGGAAGAGUGGCCAGGAGGAGGAAAACACAGGCUUCCAGGUCUUGCUGGAUGUUGUGCAGUUCCGCCCCGAAGAUAUCAUUAUUCAGACUUUUGAAGGCUGGCUCCUGAUCAAGGCUCAGCAUGGACCCAGGAUGGAUGAACAUGGUUUCAUAUCCAGAAGCUUUACCAGACAAUACAAGUUACCUGAUGGAGUGGAGAACAAAGACUUGUCUGCACUAUUCUGCCAUGAUGGCAUUCUGGUUGUUGAAAUGAAGAACUCUGUGGGAAAGAAUUAGAAACUUGCCCAUAGUUUAUUGGUGAGAUAAAACCAUUCAUAAUAUAACAAAAUAAUAUAAUUCGAGCAAUGCUGUAGAGUGUAGUAAGCAUGUGGCUGUAUUUACAUUGCAGUAAAGGAAAAUCUUUGUAUGUGUUUUUCAGUA
This is a messenger RNA of Pezoporus flaviventris, 918 nucleotides long. RefSeq names its product heat shock protein family B (small) member 3 (gene HSPB3). NCBI's taxonomy places the organism in Eukaryota, Metazoa, Chordata, Aves, Psittaciformes, Psittacidae. Bases 325 to 774 code for a protein of 149 amino acids. Gene Ontology annotation, cellular component: cytoplasm; nuclear speck. The transcript has a single exon. The record is from RefSeq and is a predicted model, not a curated record.